This is a messenger RNA of Babesia ovata, 1470 nucleotides long. RefSeq lists its product as uncharacterized. The record is from RefSeq and is a predicted model, not a curated record. Bases 1 to 1470 code for a protein of 489 amino acids. The transcript is spliced from 3 exons. NCBI's taxonomy places the organism in Eukaryota, Apicomplexa, Aconoidasida, Piroplasmida, Babesiidae.
AUGGAAGAUUACUUUGCUGAAUUCAGCGAUGUACUACGUUCAGCGGACUCUCUGCGCUCCCUAGAUAACACUUGGUCGGGACAAAAAGCGGAAGUUACCAGCAAAUUACCCUAUCCGAUAUACAAACCUGAAUGUAAUACAGAUGAACAGGCAGGGUCAAAGGCUGUAUACGGAAGCUUUGAGCAGAGUGACUCCAACCCAAAUUUGGAGGAAUCGGAAUGCGAAGAUGAGACGGGCAACCACGUCUUCGACCCAUUUGUGACACUGGAUGCACAGGUCGACUUGCUAAACGAGCUAUUAGGAAGCCUUGGCAUUGCGACGACACCAAACGUUGACCGUACAGGUGCAAAAUCACCUCAUUCCAAAGAGGAGGCGUUCAGUCCGGCACAUCGUAUCCAAAGCGUAGAUUCGGAAGGUAGCGUCGAUUUCUUUGGCGAAUUGGGUGAUGAUGCAACAAUGUUCCAGGAUGUUGACCCAUUUAAACCCAUCGAUGUAAAUGAUCGUGAGCGAAAUGCCGACUCAUCGGAUUUUAGCGGCAGCACCACGGACUUGACAGAAGCACCUUGUCAGAAAAUUGCAGGUGACACCAAGCAGUGGGACAAUGCAUCGUCGGUGGAUCCAGCUAAGGUUGUCAGCCGCCUGAGCGGUGGCGGUGGCGACGCCAACGAAGAUAAGGAUCCCCAGGGCCCCUUGGCACACGCGAACAACCAACAAGAUGAUCCGUUCAGCGAUUUAUGGUUGAAUGCGGGUUCCAAGAUUCACCUUAAGAAGCACGAAAGCAACGCAGAUGAUGGAAUGCAUAACAAAAUCACUCAAGAAUCGGACAGCCGCGAUAAACAGUUUAUGUCCUCCGAUUCGUUUGCGGAACUAGAACGCAUCAUCUUCCAACCCAGCACCAACCGCUCGAAAAAUAGAGCAAAGCAGGAAGACUGGGACCGCUGGUUUGACGACUUGACACCUGUGUCCCCUACCGGUAAUAGAUCCAUGCCUGAAGAACCAGGUGUGGAUGUGGAGUCGCAGGAUGGCGUUGUGGACGAAUUCGAUUCGUUAAUGGACGAAUCGUUCCCUGCUUGGUCAAGAGUCAGAGAGACGGACAAAAGUGAUGCGGUAGAUGUGACCGGAAACGAGAAUGGUGAUGCAGUUACUGGCCCAAAGGCGUCUGAACACACAGAUCAUGAAGAACUGCUCAUCAGGAGGGAAAUUGAUGAAUGGGCUCGUACAGGUAAUGGGGAGCUGAAGGACAUCCGGACGCUAUUAUUCACGCUGAAACAGGUACUCUGGCGAGGCAUCACGUGGAAUGCCAUGGAUAUCACUUCUUGUGUAUCCGACAAAGCUGCCAUAAAGAGGCACUACAGAAGGGCGUUGCUAGCGUGCCAUCCGGAUAAGCACAACAAGUCCGACUGGCGAACCGCUCUCAGGGCGCAGAUGAUUACACAGGCAUUGCAGGAGGCCUGGUGCACGCUAACCUAA